AUGCAGCUCAGCACAGAGAGCUAUCACGAAGAGUUGCGGCUGUUGCGCGACACGCCGGAGCUGCUGUCCUCUGGAGAAGAGAUGGAGGUGCGGAAGGUAUGGAGAGAGCGGCUCUGGAUGGACGACGAACUGGAGAAGGCGGAGCUGCGUCCAUCCAAGAUCGACGUUGUGCGCCGGCAAGAGGCACACGGCACGGCCAGUGGAAUCGCAGCCCUCUCCUCGGCCUUUGCACCGUCCCACGUCGGCACGACCGAGCACGCCGCGCGGCAGCAGCAAGCGGCAGCGCCGAUGAUGGAAGAGGUGGACGAAGUGGUGGUCAUGGCGCAGCAUGUCGUGUUCCGCGUUGGGCACGACGAAAUCCCGUCGCGCUUCUCGACAAAACACCCCCACUCCAUAAUCGAUGCCUCUGCAUUGGCGAGCGUGCAGCACGUUGAACUCGGUGCCAUGCCUCCCGCCAAGCAGAUGCGAGAGCAGCAGCAGCAACAGCAGGAGCGCGCCAUCAAGCAGCACCUCGCCUCCCUCCGCCGCUUUUCGCGCGACACACCGUACGAGCUCAAGGAGCGCCUUGCUCGCGACAUUGUAGCCGGUCGGGUCGAUGUGCCCAUGCAGACCGCCAUCACGGAUGCCGUGAUGGACGAGCAGCAGUGCUCUCGCCCCACCACGCGGCGGCACUUAUCGCCGGACCUGUGUGUGUUUCCCUCACCGCGGAACGAAAGGCGCCGCGCCGCCGCACGCCAGAGACAACGGCACGAUGACGAACAGCCCGCGUCAGCAGCUGCACUCAUGUGGCGGCUGCCGCUGCGCAAGCCGAAGAUGCCAACGACGCCGCUAUGGCAGCGCCCCUGGCUGCCGCCGGGUACGUGGGCCGUCGAGAUGGCGCACGGCGAUGUGGCACGUGCACAGGCGCUGAUGCGCCCCUCGGCCGUCCGCGACCCGUUUGUCGUGGAAAAGCGGUCGGCGGCCAUCAAGGACAGUGUAGAGGCGCCAAGGCACCACCAAAGCAGACCCAAAGGUACGGGAGUGGCGACGGCAGCCACUGACGGCGAGCAGCACCGCCCCAAUGUUUGGAUUCGCCGGCAAGAAGCCGCAGUGGCGUGCACAGAUGGCACGGAGAACCUUUACGGACUCCAGUACGUCUGGCGGUCACCGCUGCCGCCGGGAGGGUUCAUUCGCGUCUCUCCUGAUCCACGCUUUGCCAUGUGGCCCGACUCGGAGGACGAGGACAGCGACGAGGGCGUACUUGACAACACGGAGAAGUACGACAACUCGCAGGCGCGUGGGAUGCGCGCAGGCGACGGUGAUGGUGUCCGUGAAGACGUUCACUGCAACGUCUCCAAGAUCUCGACGGGCGCCUCUCAGCAUCAUGACCGCCAAGCGCAGAUGCGUCGCCUCGCACGCCGUGUCAACCGCCGAACGCACAAGCUGCGCUGGCUACACAGCAUUGGCCGCCGUCGUGUGUGCUACAAUGAUCUGGCCCUCUCCGACUCGGACAGCUCCUUCGCAGGCGCCGCCUCGGCAUCGUCUUCCUCCUCAUCUCGGUCCACCUCACCGACAGUUUCGGCGCUGCGCGACAUUCAUGUUGCAGCCGAGGUCAAGAAGGCAAGUAAGACGUCGGUGCGUCUACCGUUGCUCCAUGAAGAUGGCAAGGCCCGUCGACGCCAGCGGCGGAGGCAGGAACGCCUCAAGGACACCUCACGAGGGUCGCGGCCCGUGUACGACAGCGCGUUGAACAUCAACGUCUACGCCGAGAUCGUCGAGAGCCAAUCUCAGCACGUCAGCACUGUUGGUACGUCGCCUCUUCGAGCGAAGUCGAAACAACACGGCCAGCAAGCGCGCAAUGCCACGACAACGACGCGCCGCUUCCUCGGGUGCUACCGGCAGAGCCGCCUCCUCAUUCACUUCAAGCUGUACUGCCGGGCCUUGUACGAGGAGGAACGGGUGCGCCGUGGCGUUCCUGGCACCCACGUAAUUGGACGCGCCGGCGGAAGCGCGCCAGAGUACACGCCGGCAACGGAAGGACUGCUUGCCGGGGUGCCGGCCAUUCCGCACCCGGUGCUGAAGCUGCAAGAGCACGCGCCGUCACUGCGUAAGUCCCACGCCCAUCGCAUCCCCGUUGCGUCGACCAUGAGCGGCUGCCGCUGCUGGGAAGGUCUGUACCCGGCCCUCGGCACCAAUCUGGCCACUCCGGUUCAACAGGCGUGGCGGCAGCUGCGGCGGUCCAGCCUGGUGCGUCAGGCCCUGCGCGACAUCUACGACGAGCUUCCACACGACAAGGAGGGCCUCCUGGGCAAGCGGGCGUUUGUGCUGUUUGUGCUGCAGCUGCUCGAGCUCUUCUUCCCCACCCGCCUCCCCGUGGCGGCCCACAUCGCAGUCGCGGAGGAGGAGUGGGUGUACCGCGGCACGACGGAGCACGUCGGGCCACAAACCUUUCACGAGAAGUUCUUCGUCUUUCCGUUCAUCUUUUACCGCGACAUCGCCGCCGUGACGGAGGCGCAGCUCGUCGAGUUCUGGACUCUCGUCCGCGUCUGCUUCGAUGCUCAGAAGCGGGCGCAGGAGAGGCCGGCGGCGACGAGCGCAGCGGUGAGUGGGCGGCCGUCGUCGCUGGCGGGAAAACGUGGCGAUGUGCCGCGACCUCCCCUCCUCUCCCUUCUGACGCCGCUGACACUUUUCACAGCGGAGCAGCUGGACGUGCUGCUCUCGCGCCCGCCGCCGGCGUUUGACGUGGGCGUGUACGAUCGAUACUGCCUGCUCCGCCAAGCCUUUCGUGAUGACCCUAAAGUACGUAUGGCCCCGCGCGAUCAUCAGUACGUUGUGGCACGCAGUGUGGUGGAGACGCAGCUGCAGCAGCAGCAGAGCCUAGGCGCUAGCAACUGGGUGGCACAGAAAGGGAGCGCCGCACACAAGAUGGCAGCAGCGCUGACGGCGUGUCGGGCGCAGCUCUGCUCGGCAGACGUGAAGCGGCGCGCGGAAGUGGCGACGGCGGCGCAGCGGGAGCGAGAAUCACGUCAGCGCAGCCUGCAGGCACAGGAGCACAGGACGCUGCUCGAACAGUCGGACUACUACCAAGCGCGCAUCAGCCGGAUUCAAUCACGCGCCGCAACCGUGAUUUCGGGUAUUGAGAGCACCUGCAGCACCUGGGAGCUACACCGCACCGAGGCGUACGUCCCUCCGCAGAAGGACGACAACGCCGACGCGCGGCUGCCGGUGGAAGACGACGUGGAAGAGCUUCUCCUGGAGUACCUUGACGACGUGCCGCUUGACGUCUUCGACGGGCAGGUGUCGCUGCGUGAACGCUACCUCCUCUACGCCGACCUCCGGCAUGAGCGACUCAAGCGCACCUUUUCCUCGCCGCACCCGCCUCCCGAUCCCGCCCCCUCCGUCGCACUCACGGAUGACGGCCGCAGUGCUGCGCUACCGCCAGUGAGCCCGGUAGGGCGAGCCACGCCGUCUCGCCCACCUGUGAAGCCGGAUAAUGUGGCGCAGCAGUACAUGGCGGUGAUGACAGGUGACCUUGGCGCAACGCUGCGGCGCGUCACCGUCUCAGAACAGACGAAGCCCUUGCUUGAUGGCGCGAGCAAUGCCAACGGCGGCGCUGUCAUCACGCCCCCCACCACGUCCUACGUCGCAGGUAUGUACCCUCUACGGGCCGUGCGGCGAACGGUGAGCUCGGUGCUGUGCCCGUCGCGAGUGCCUAGCCGCUGGAGGAGAAGCAUCAUGAACAGAAGAAGCGAGACAAGCCUGUUGGGAACGUGCACAACGUCCUUCUCGGUCUCGGGUGUUGAGGACGACGGCAGAAUCGGUGCGGCCUCGACGUUCUCGUCCUUCUACACCGCCACCCCCGUCUCAUAUGCGCAACCCACGCGCAGCCCAACGACACGCGGCGUUCAGCCCAAAGGCGUUGCCGCGAGCACCAGCGUGUGUGGCGUGAGCGGGCGGUAUACUGGGAAAGAUAAGGAUGCUGCGAUGGAGGCCAUGGUGAGCAGCGCAUCUCACACCGGUGUGCGCAAGAAGUCCUGUUACCGAAAACCUGCUGCGCCACAGCCACGCCAAUUGUCGCGUCUGGUCACACCAUUUGUUCCUGUAUCCCCGCUUCAGAGGCCACGCGACGGUGACGUGCCCAUCCUCUUCGGCCUGAACUGGGUAGCGAACAUGCCUGCAAGCACCCAGCGCGACACAUCGCCACUGCCGCAGCACCAGCAACCGCUCACGUCCGCCAGGGCCUCAUCCGCCGCGGCGCUUUCGACGGCGUCCACGUCGUCGGUCCUGCUUCUAGAUCUAGGCGAAGGAGUCACCAACGCAUCGCCGAGAUCUGCUCCGUGGAUCUCGCAGCAGGGCUCGACGGUGGUGCACCACGUCAGCCCUCGACUACCGCACCCGCCGGCAACGUCCACUGUGCAUGCGCCAGCGCUGCCAGCGUCGCUACAGUAUGCUCAGCGCCUGCGCGCGCAGAAGCGUCGCCAGGAGCAGUACAAGCGGCAGUUUAACAACACCGCCAAGGCCGCAGCAGGAGUGACCUGUAAGCAUUGA
Molecule: messenger RNA, 4527 nt
Organism: Leishmania mexicana MHOM/GT/2001/U1103
Lineage: Eukaryota; Euglenozoa; Kinetoplastea; Trypanosomatida; Trypanosomatidae
Exons: 1
Coding region: 1-4527 (1508 amino acids)
Source: RefSeq, a predicted model, not a curated record